Messenger RNA from Python bivittatus (Burmese python), 6196 nucleotides. RefSeq names its product SEC16 homolog B, endoplasmic reticulum export factor (gene SEC16B). The record is from RefSeq and is a predicted model, not a curated record. Gene Ontology annotation, cellular component: ER to Golgi transport vesicle membrane; endoplasmic reticulum exit site. Gene Ontology annotation, biological process: Golgi organization. Lineage: Eukaryota; Metazoa; Chordata; Lepidosauria; Squamata; Pythonidae.
UAGCUGACGUGGCAAAGGAAGCCUGUGAUAGCGACUGUGCUAACGAGUCAAUACAGCAGCCGAGCUUGCUGCUAAUAUGGGAUGCAGAAGCAUCUGCAAGCGUUUUGGUUUAGUGGUAGGCCUUAGUCAGUGCCAUGUGAAAUCAUCAAGCAUUUUGGCUUGGAAACAAAGGAUUUGUUCUCAGCGCCCCAUAGUGUGUCCUCUGUCUCUGAUGUAAUCAGCUGGGGCUGAGAGAGUGAGCCAAGGACCUCCUGGAUUCCAUCUCUCUUCCCCCAUUGACUCCAUGCAGGAAACUGAAGAAAUUUAGUUACUGAAAAAAAUCUAAAUAGAAACAGUUCUGACAAAGAACCCCAAAUGGACUCAUGGAUGCCACCACGACAGGCCCAGGGGCAAGGGAAGCAUGCGGCCUGGUUUGAAGGAUAUAGAAGGGGCCCAUGGAGGGAAGUUUACCAUGGCCCUCCACCUCCCCAUUUUAGGCACACUGACUACCAUCCUGAAUUCCAAGUAGGACCUCAGCCUUGGCUAGAUAUUCAGACAGAACAUCACCAUCCCAUCCAUCAUUCAAGGUUCCAGAACUCUGUGAGACCAAACUCCAGGGCAGAGUAUUACAAAAGCAGCUAUCCUGACUGGUCUUACACAAGGCAGGGAUACGAAGAGGUGCACCGUGGGUUUGUGGAGGACCAUGGAGCAUACCAAAGAUUCGCCCAAACGCAUCCGAGCGAAAGAGAUCCAAGAUGGAGAGAUAACUGGAGUGAAAGUGCAAAUUCCUGGAACCAGAAUUACCACAGAGAUUAUCAGCCUAAGGGCGGCACAGACUCUUUGGGAUAUUAUGAUGCUGUACUAACUCAAUCUAAGAAGCAGGAUUCCUAUGAAGAAAGCUAUGCUUCAAAGAAAGACACUUCCUAUGAUAUCAGCUACCGUUCUCCUUUGCUGCUAGGACAAACUUGGGAUGAAUUCCAAGAGAACAUUUUGGAGAAUGCCACUGUUCCAGCCCAUGAGCUUUCAUUGCCUGAGGGGCCAAUCCCCCUCCAACAGUAUAAGGAAUCUGGCCUCAGUUCCAGCAGUUAUGAGCUUAGGCACUAUAUGGAAAAUUCCUCCAACCACUAUGAAGCAACUCUGUCCAAGGAUUGGAACCCAAUUCAGUUAGCAGAAGACGUCCAAGCUAUGUCUAACCAUGUGGCCUCCCCAAAAUUUACCCUCCCUCAUGUACCUCUGUGUUUUGGAGCUGGAGGGCAGCUGGUUCGAGGAUGUCCAAAUGAUCCAGCAGAUGGACAACCUGCCCUUGUUGAGAUACAUAGCCUUGAGAUUAUUCUACAUGACACUGCUGAGCAGGAAACAAUGAGAAUCUUUCCAGGACCUCUGAUCAGGGAAGAUCUGCACAAGGUGGAUGUGGUGACAUUCUGUCAGCGCAAAGCAGCCACUGGCUGUGACCUGACCUCUAAGCAGGGCCGAGAUUCGGCCUUGCUUUGGAAACUCCUCCUCCUCCUUUGCCGACAGAAUGGAUCCAUGGUGGGGUCAGAUACAGCUGAGCUGCUGAUGCAAAAUUGUAAAUACCAAGAAAAGUACAAAAGACAAGAGCCACGGGUGAACCUGAUCAACCUGACCGAUGAAGAAUGGCCAGUGCCUGGCUGUGGUACCAUGGACCUUCUCACAGGGGAAAUUGUCCCAAAUGCUGGCACACCAGAGCAAAUAAUAGGGAAGUUCACCAAGCUCCUUUUCUAUGGCAGAAAGAAAGAAGCCCUGGACUGGGCUAUGAGAAACCAGCUGUGGGGCCAUGCACUCUUUCUAUCAAGCAAGAUGAAUCCAAGGACUUACAGCUGGGUCCUGAGUGGGUUCACAAGCACAUUGGCCUCCAACGAUCCUCUGCAGACACUUUUCCAGCUCAUGUCUGGAAGGAUCCCCCAGGCAUCUUUGUGCUGUGGAGAUGACAAGUGGGGUGACUGGAGGCCACACCUGGCUGUCAUGCUGUCUAAUCAAGUAGGAGACCUGGGCCUGAAUUCCAGAGCCAUCAUCACCAUGGGAGACACCUUGGCUGGGAAAGGGUUAAUAGAAGCUGCUCACUUCUGCUACCUGAUGGCAAAUGUGCCUUUUGGCCACUAUCGAGUUCAAACAGAUUACAUGGUGUUGCUGGGAAGUAGUCAGAGCCAGACGUUUUCCCAGUUUGCAAGGACAGAGUGUAUUCACAGAACGGAGAUCCUUGAAUACUGUCGGUUGCUGGGGUGUUCCCAAGCUUUCAUCCCUUCAUUCCAGGUAUAUAAACUGAUUUAUGCAUCUCGCCUGGCGGACUAUGGUCUCACUGCCCAGGCCUUACAUUAUUGUGAAGGGGCUGGAAUGGCACUUCUUGCCCAGAAUCAGAACAUUUAUCCUGUCCUCCUAGAGCAAGUUAUCAAGCUGGCAGAACGAUUGAAGUUCUCUGACCCACGGCUCCUGGAGAAGGCAGAAUAUGAGAUGGAUUUGGAACCAGAUUGGCUCAUUGAACUUAGAGCCCGGUAUCAACAAUGGGAGGAGGAAAGAGAGCUUCCCAACACUCCAUCUACCCAGCCAGAGGCUGUCAGAGGCAAUGGAUCAAUAUCAGGUUUGGCUCCUCAUUUUGAGUUUGCACAAGCUCAAGUGUGCCAGGAGAAUCUAGAGCACCAUCCUUCUGGCCACCUGCCACCUGUUAAUUCAACUCAGCACCAACCAGAUGUGGAUCAGCAGCUGCACAUGUAUCCUGGAGAUGGACAUUCUUCAGACAAGACAGAUGCUACUUUAGAGACUUAUUUAGCAGGAAAUGACCAAGGUUUCAUUUUGUCUUCAGAAAGUCUUUCAAGUAAUCUUUCCUCACAUCUGAAUCAGCCACCAGGGGAGACUGUAGAAUCUUGUGGGCAGGGCCACUUCCCUGGUGAUCCGAAGAAGCACAUUCCAGAACAUCAGACCGCUUUUAAUGUGCGGACCCGGACCAUUUCUGAGAGUUCCACAAUAUCCAUGGCAGAAGAUGCCCCUCCGUCCCCAGAAGGCUCAUGGGAUGAAGCCUCAUCAGAGAAGAAAUUAGUGGAGAAUACAGGGCAAGAGGUAGCAAAGACUUCUGGUUUUGGCUGGCUCCGUUGGUUCCGUUCCAAAGCAAAUAACGAUGGAGCAUCAUCCGAAAAAGUUCCAACUGCUUCUUUGGACUCAACUGCUCCAGUUUCCCAGGAGAAAACUGCCCAGCCUGUUUCAGUUUCACCCAUGAAUGAGGCAAAGCCUGCAUCACUUCAUUGCCCUCCUCCUCUUUCUCACACAGAAGGCAAUCCUUUUUCCAAGAGAUCUCCAGAAGCCCAAAAUCCACAAGGCCAUAGCAGCUUGGAAGCAGCUGUAGUUUCAGAUGCUGGUUAUCAGAUUAAUUCCUUCAGACAUCAGUACAACCCUGAUAGUGUGCCUCUAUUCCCCACAGAAGGGGCAGUUCCAUUGUUCAAUCCUGCUCAGGUCACUACACCAGCAGCCUCUGGCACUGGGCAUCUGCAACGGAGUUUUCAGAAGUACUACCCACAAUACAAAUAAUCCAGGAUACUUCUAUGACUGUCCCUCUGAUCAGAAGCCAUUUCCUUACCCAAAGACGGCAGUUCUGUGAUCUCUUUGCUACCCUUCUUUACUGGAAUUAGAGCUUGUUAUCAAAAGGAUAACAGCACAAAUGUGAGCAGAUGGAUAGGCCUCUUCCACUUCUAUUUGCUUGGUACUUUUUAAAACACAGUUUUACAGCAGAUGGUGUGGAGACGAACAUAAAAUAAAAAGGGAAGACCCUCUUAGUUUCUGUUCUGUUCUGCAAAGAACUUAGCAGGGAACUAGUUAAUACUCUACAUUUGCAUAGGAUCUCUUAUAUAUUUGGUUGAGAACAAAUCUCACUGAGAUCAGUGUAAUUUUUGGGUAAAUUAAAUUAUGCUGCUAUGUAUCAAAGAACAACAUAUACUUAAACAUAGUUACUUGGCAAUAAAUCUCCUUAUUUUAUUUGUACAUUAAAAUUUUAAGAUGUUUUGUAACAUACUCAAGGUUAGGGUUAGGGCCUGUGGAUCUAGCCUGUUAUUGCUAUGAAGACUCUGCUGUCUUCAUUCCUAAAGCAGGGUUCUCAAACUUACCACUGCCCUCCCCCCCAAAAAGUCAUUUUAUGCAGUGCACAAGAUUACUUCCUAGAUGUUGAUCUUGAAAUAAUUUUACAUGCCGUCCCAGUAAUAAAACCAAAUAUUGGUGUUCUGAUUAAUGAAAAAUGCUGCCAGUUCAGUGGCCAAAGUGAAAUGGCCAUAAAUGUUUUCCGAAUAAUUUUAUGUUUAUUGGCAUAUUGUAUUCUUCAUUUCUUCCAUUUUGAUUCACUGGAGACUUUUGUAUCAAUAUAUGAAAACAGUGUUUUUUCAGUGUUGUAGCCCUCAAUUUGUGAACUGGUGAACUAACCCAUAAGUAGCACUUGUGAUGAUUUGAGUUUGAGACCCUUGUCCCGUAGUGUGUCUCUCCCCCGGCCCCCUUUGAGGUUAUCUGGUGGAAAUCACCAUUGCUGGGAAGCAUAGAUAGACUGCAUUGUCCUGAGGAAGCUCUGCGCAUAUCUGGUCACCAGUAAUCCUGCUUGGAAUACUUUUUCUAGUGUCUUUGCUAAGUUCCACAAAAUCAUAAUCACAUUUCUUACUCUCACUUUGACUCGGGGAGUAUACUGCACUUCUGGAUCGUCUUUUAACCCUGUAUAGCAUUGACAUUUGUCUAAUACAAAUCUGUUGGUGGUACAUUAAAUAUUGUAUGAGGUACUGUUUGUAAACUGCCAUUCAAGCACGUGAGGGAAAAAGCAAUGGUCUUGUGAUCUUCAGUUGCCAUUAAAACCGCAAGCUUCCCAGCAAUAACAUUGGAACUGUCGUGUAGAAAACAAUAAAAAAGGUCGCCUCUCCUACCAACUAAUUGACCUCAGUUUCUUAAAUAGGUGUAGAUGAUGCCUUUUUUCAAAUUCCUGUAUACAUUACAGAGUAAAUAGCAAGAAACAGUUUGCAGCUAGAAACUAACACUUACUGCAUAGUCACUUAACAAAGUAUUCUCCGCCCAACUUCCUUAGUUUUCUGAUCACAUACUUAAAAAUUGCCUGGUCAGAUAAGACCAAGGCUCAUUUAACCCUUUCAAAAAUUGGCCUCUAGAGAUUCAUGUGUAGGGUGUAAAAUUGAUGACCUCUUUGUUCACAACAGCUAGUGAUUUGCCAAAGUUAUUAUCCACAGAUCCUUGAUUUCUUGUUCUGCUUGUGGUAUAUGUUGCAACUACUAUUUCAGGGUUAUGGCUGGGAAUCCCUUGACCUUGUCACAUAGAUAUAUUACUUCUGUAUAUGGGGUUUUAUCUGUAUACUAGUUCCAUUAGCUGUUUUUGCUAGACAUGUCCUCCAUACUGGAAGAAUAUGUACAUUUUUAUCUCCUAGGUAAACGCUAUAGAUAAGAGAUUCCCAUGCAUUUAUACUGGAAACUCUCCUUUUCCCUUAUAUCUUGAAUCACAAACUUGAUGGAGUUCUGGUAAUCACUACCCUCAGAAAUAUCCAUUACCCCACUACCCCAGUUAACUCCAAGAUAUUUAUCUACCACCACAUUUCCUCUGUCUAGCUCAGUUCAUAGUCUAGCUCAGUUCACCCAGGAUAACAAUUGCAGCCAAUAGGUCGACUGAAAUUCUUGACAGCAACAGAUUUGGGAAUUAAUUAGUAUGAAGACAGCAUCUUGGCUUUCAUUGAGGAUUCAUGGCAAAGUAGACAUCCAUGAAGGAGCAGUGACAGCAUUGCAGCAGAUAUCAAUGGCCAGAUGGUGAAUUCUGCCUGGUGAAAUCUCUCCAGAAAAGAGAUUGGGAAAUCGCCCACAUGUACUCCGGACAGCUGCUUCUUGUGAAUAGACUGCAGGAACUGAGGUUUUUGUGGUCAACUUGUGAGUUGAGCAGCUGGAAGUCGAAGGAUUUCAACCAAGCACACAGCUAUAAUGUAGCCUAUACGGACAGAAAGUUCACCAAGCCUCAUUUCUUAAUCAUUUUGGGAAAUUGCUUCCUAACUGUCUUUUAGAUAUUAGGAACCUUCACAACAGCAAGUUUUCGAGCACCAGGUGAGUCUUCUUCAAUCCUUAGCAAAAGGAGUUUUAAGUGCAGGUUUAAGGAUUUAAAAGAAUUCUUGUCAGACCCAGCCCAAGAACAACAACGAGGCAGUCCAGUCCAGUAUAGUUCCUUGAUUAGCUUGCACCUAAUAGAA